AUGGCUUUUACAGCAGGGGAAAGCUUGGGAGAGAAUGAAACCAAGAUUGUGAGCGACACUAUCCCACAUCUUCUCUGUCCUCCUGAAAUUAAUCCUCAUCUCACGAAUCGGUCGCUUUCGUAUAAUUCAUCCCUUCAGUUCAAUUGCUCGCAGAGAGGUUUUCCAAAACCUGAGGUACUCUGGACUAAAGAUGGGGUGAAUAUCGGCAACAAGAACACUUUCACGAUUCGUCAAGCGAGGCUGGAGGACUCUGGCCAAUACACAUGCAGCGCCACAAACAGCUUAGGAAACAAGACAUCGACUAUCUGGAUUGAAAUUAUCGGAG
Molecule: messenger RNA, 325 nt
Organism: Stylophora pistillata
Lineage: Eukaryota; Metazoa; Cnidaria; Anthozoa; Scleractinia; Pocilloporidae
Product: telokin
Molecular function (GO): protein kinase activity
Source: RefSeq, a predicted model, not a curated record